AGCCUCUAGACCAGAGUUCUACUUAAACACCAUUAACUAACGCUGUUCAUCCUCGAUGUUGUUCCUGGGUUUGAUUCUCUGAGCAAAAGUCCACAAGAUCUCCACCGGUGUAAUUCUAUGAGCAUUGCAAAUAAUUUCACUGGGCACUCGUCGAACUCAGGUCGCCCAGCGGUGCAGAAAAAUCGAAACAGAAAACUGGGCUCGGCAUGGCUUCCAGAGAAGAGACCGAAAGCUUGACCGAGGAGGCAAUCUGCCCCAUUUGUCUCGAUUUCUUCACCGAUCCGGUAAUAUUGGAGUGCGGGAAUAACUUCUGCCGCUCCUGUAUCUCUCAGUGUUGGAAAAAGAAGAUGAACUGCCCGCAAUGCAGACAGAAGUGUGGAAAACAAAGUAUCCGGGUGAACCGGUCCUUGGCGAACCUGGCCGAGAAAGCGCGAAAAAUAAAGCUGGAACCAAAAGAGCAGGAUGGCCAACCCCACUGUGAGGAGCAUCAGAGAGAACUGAAGCUGUUCUGUGAAACGGACAAGAAAUUGAUCUGUAACAUUUGCAGAGAUUUGCGGGAACACCAAGGCCACCGCCUCCUGCCGAUUAAAGCGGCGAUUGAAAACUACAAGGAUCAGCUGAAAGCUUCCUUAGAUUCUCUCACACAGAAGAAAUCCCACAUUGUAAAAACGGAACAGAAACAGAAACGGAUGAUUUCCCAAAUUAAGGCGAGCAGUCUGCAGACCCACAUCACAUCCGAGUUCACUAAAAUGCACCAGAUUCUCACUGAGAAAGAGCAGCGUUUACUCAGAGAUCUCAGACAAGAAGAGAAGAGGAUUCUGGUGAUUAUUGAGAGGAAUCUUGAGAUUAUCCAGCAGAAUAUAAAUUCUAUUGAAGAUGAAUUCUCAAAGUUGCAGAAACAAAUGGAGCAGCAAGACGAGCUGACAUUUUUGAAGGACAGCGUUUCCUGGAAUGGAAGGAAUAGUGUGGACUCUCAUACAUUCUCUGUAACAGAUGUCGCCUUUUCUCUUGGAAAGUUUAAUGGGCCUUUACAGUACACAGCCUGGAAAUAAAUGAUAGACUCCAUUAACCCCGUUCCAACCUCUUUGACUCUGGAUCUGAACACAAAGAAUCCUCGGCUCAUCCUGUCUGAGGACCGGACCAGUGUGAGACUCGGAGAUAUA
Hemiscyllium ocellatum (epaulette shark) is the source of this 1163-nucleotide messenger RNA. RefSeq names its product zinc-binding protein A33-like. The record is from RefSeq and is a predicted model, not a curated record. The coding region runs from base 207 to 1052 and encodes 281 amino acids. The transcript has 6 exons. Gene Ontology annotation, molecular function: zinc ion binding. Lineage: Eukaryota; Metazoa; Chordata; Chondrichthyes; Orectolobiformes; Hemiscylliidae.